Durusdinium trenchii is the source of this 1251-nucleotide messenger RNA. The record is from the annotation of a GenBank genome assembly. NCBI's taxonomy places the organism in Eukaryota, Dinophyceae, Suessiales, Symbiodiniaceae.
AUGGGUGCUGGCUUUGUCCGCUCAAUCCAAUCAGCGGUUCCGAGUGUCGCACCAGGCAGCGCCUGGGCGCAGCGUGACAUUGGACCAACUCUGCGACGGUUCUUCGGAGCGUUUUACAACGGUGAUGUCUGGGCAGUCUACAGGCGGUACAGGAAUAUAGACGUGGAAAACUGUGGUUGGAUCAGCUACGAAGAGUUGCAAGAGAUUCUUUUCCUCCCUGAAUUCAAUCUGCUCUUUAUAUUUGAUGCCUUCAGUCAGCAGAACGCAUUGAUCGAUAGCCGAGAGCUCCUGGUGAUGGUUUGCCUAUUUAGCUCGUCGAAGCUGUCAGAGAAAUGUGGUCUCUUCAUGACCCUAUUCGACAACUCGCACAGUGGCACCUGCACGGCUGCUGAAGUCGCCAACUUUGCCACGCUGGCACUUCAAGUCCUUGGGCGAUGCACUGGUGCACCGGUCCGUGCAAAGGACAUUGCAGCCGCGAUGCAGGAAGAACUGUCAGAUGUGCUGCCGCUAUACCGUGAUGCAGUCAAUCGCCUUGGUUCGGAGGCCACCUUCAAAGAAGAGCGCAUCUUUGGCCAAGACGAGGUGGAUGAAAUUUGUUCAACUUUCAGGCUCCUGUAUGACGAGCUGCCCAUUGGUCAGGAUCCGCCUCCAAACUGUGUAGCUCCUCCCGCUCCAGACUGGGAUCAAGCUGCUGUUGAAACGAAGGACUCGAGACCAGCGACUGGCACAGUGCGGCAGCUAAAUCGGGGUUUGACAGAAGCCGAACUGACUCACAUGGCACUACUGGGAGGAAUGCAGAGUGACGAUGAGGAUGAGGACCGUGAAAAGGCCGUUGAGAUACUCAAGGAGAAGUCUCUUAUUCGAAAAAAGGAAAUUGAGGAGAAGGAAGCGGCAAAAGCUGCAGUGGAACCUGCUAGAGGUUGGAUGAUAAUACAUGGGGCUGAUUUUGUCGCCAUCUCCAAGGACAUUGCCAGAUUUCGGCAUCUUUUUGCCAAAUGCGUGGCCCAGGCGUUAGAAGUGCCGUCGGGGGUCAUUACUAUCGUGGACAUAACUCCUGGUAGUGUCGUGGUGGAGUUCCUGGUGCAUCCAUCUAUGCGUGGCGGUGAUCGCCGAACAGCGACACAGCUUCUCAUUGCGUUGGCAGAGCAUCUCAUUAAUGGCAAAAGUGUUCUACGGCGUGGCCAUUUCAGUGUUUAUGCAGCCAGUGCAGAACUGUUGGUUGGUGAGACCCGAAGAACUGCAGCCACUUGA